CUGUGUGAUUGAUGAUCCAAUUGGUCCUAGCCGGCCAUUCGGGUGGUAUGUUCGAGAGGCAGCAUCGGAUGGUUUGACGCUUGGGGGCCUCACAUCGGCUUUACGGGCAACCUGAACAGUCUGAAGUUGCCACAAGGCGAGCACAUGCUGCCAUGUAUAUUAUCGGUCAUUGGAAAGGACUGCAUCAAAAGAAGGGUUGUCCAAAGAUCAGCUACCUUAAACACCUGUGCGAAUAUAUCCAGGACACGCAUUGCAGACGGUACAAGCUAGACCCACUCAAUGGCACCAUCGACCCGAUUGAUUUAUGUCGGCCUGGUUGCUCAAUGAACCGGAGAGAGGAAGUCCAAUUCAUCGACUCUUUGUCCUGGGGUCGUCAGUUCCCCAAGCCUCCGAUGUGCUUUUGUAUCUCUGGAAGUGCAUCGGCAUGCAUAGGCUUGAAAGUGGACAGAGUGAUAGGCGUCAAGAUGAAUUACCAACGACCGACCCGAAUAUAUCAGGAAAGAACCCGGUCUCCGACGCCUGUUCAAUAUCAGUGGAGCGAAAUCUUGCCCUACCCAGUUUUCCUGAGGCGUACAUUAGACGCCGAAGAUGCGUGGAAGGUUUGUCUCAGACAGGCAGUCUUGGGUCAGAGAUUGAGACCGACGGCAUAUGAAGUCGAACUCUCAAUGCCCACAAAGCUGAUUGCCAAUGGAUCCAAGUGACCGAGCGUCGUGUGGUUGAUUUCGGCACCACCACUGGAGAAUCGAGGAGUUCAUUUCGUGGACAUUGGACGAUGUGAUCCUAGAAUGGAGGUUCACGCUGGGAAAUGCUGUGUUGGGAGGCUCAGUCGCCCCUUUUCUCGCGCAACAUGCUAGAGCCACGAUCUGUCAGCAACGGCAAAGUGCAAUUAUGAGCUGCCGCGGGAUUUCGAUCACACAAUGUUCUCUGUGUCAAACACCUCUCCAGCAAGCAUUUAGCCGUGUUGAAAUGGUGCUGGC
Molecule: messenger RNA, 977 nt
Organism: Aspergillus steynii IBT 23096
Lineage: Eukaryota; Fungi; Ascomycota; Eurotiomycetes; Eurotiales; Aspergillaceae
Exons: 2
Coding region: 153-701 (182 amino acids)
Source: RefSeq, a predicted model, not a curated record